UCCCCUCUACUCCUCCUUCUCCGCCCGCUCAGCCAUGGAGCCCGGGAAGAGGAUCACUGUGGGCUCCGGAGGCCUGUGCUUAUGUCUGGCCUUUUUUGUCUGCCUUCCAUGCCGCGGCCUCCUCUAUUCCAUCCCCCUGCAGCGUCCAGAGGACUGCUCGCCUCAGGAGUACUACGAGCCGGGGAACUUGUCCUGUGUAUCGUGCCCGGACACACACAGGCCCAGCCGGGAGGGUCUAUCCUGUGAAUGUCUUCCUGGAUACAAACUUAGUUCCAAGACCGAUCCAUUCAUCAGCUGUCAGAAAUGCCCUGAAAAAAUGAAAGGUGUAACCACUGAUGGCUGGGAUUGCAUUAAAUGCCCUGGUGGGUUAACUGCAAGUGGCACGUGCCAGUGUUCUCCGGGGAGUAUACUGGUUGAAAGGUAUGUGAAUGGCACAUUACUUCAUGAAGCUGAAUGCAUUGACUGUGAUGGGUCCGAGUCGUCAUUUACAGCUCCUGACAAGCUAGGACUAAGGUGUGAAAGAUGCCAUCAGACAGUUAUCAGUCGGACAAACUCAUGCAGCUGCUACCAGCCAAAUACCUUGGCUGGAGGUAUAUGUUUCAAUGCAGCAGGCCAUAUCCUGUCCAGAGUUAUUUCGACCAUCCGUUAUGCACAACUGGUAAGCCUGUUAUCAUCAGAAUGGCUUUCCAUUCAUUUGCAGGCAGCAGCUGCAGCUUGUUCGCUGUACUCCAACCAUACAGCAUGCCAGGCUCUGGGGAACAUGUGUGUAAUGAAUAUGAACUCUGUGAGUCUGCAGAGCGCUGAUGCCUGUGGUCUGUUCCGGUACAUAUUCACUAACACAGUUGCACGGGGAGUGGUCCAUUCCAUCUCUUACUGGAGGACCAAUAUUCCUUGGCUCUAUUAUGAUGACCAGCCAGGAUUAGCAGUCCGAGUCCUUACAGCUUUUCCUUUUCCAGAAAACUUCAGCUUUAAGUGGGGUGAGCAGGACACAAAACUGGCAUUUUUAGCAGCUCUGUAUGAUGUGAGGGGGAAGUUCAUUGCAUGGAGGUCACUUCAUGGAGGCUUGCUGCAGCUGUGUUCUGACACCUCUAAGCGGUUGGAUGCUGCAUUUGAUUUUGGAACAACAUAUGAACAAAAUUGUGAGCUGCCUGUGUCCAAGCUCCUCCGUGACUUUCCAGAGCCUGUGUUUUAUGAUGUGUAUCUCUCCUACCGCGGAAGUGACAGCCAGCAGAACAUAUGGCCUGUGCCAAUAUUAAACCUAAACCUUCAGUACAAUGACCAGUUUGUCAAUUUAGGAAACAAUGUUAACAACUGGCUGCUGACCCGUCGAAUAUUCUUGGUUGACACACUAAGUGGACGAGAAAAUACUCUAAACAGCUUACCUCGUGUUAUUCGAAUCGCCUCAAAAAUCGCCUUUAGCAUCAGCUUGGUCCCUGGCACACACAGAGGAACAGUCUACCCCCCUCUCAUGACUGUGGAAUACACAGAUAUACAAGUACAAAAUCCAGAAAGCCAGACUGUGAAGGUUUCUUUUUCUGUUCAGUAUGAAAUGAGUCAGGCUGAAUCCAUCACUCAGACAGAUGUGGCGUUGGGUGUGCUCGGUGGACUGGCUGUGCUGUGGUCCCUUCUCCAAACUGCUGCUUGGAAAAGAAGGAUAGGUAGCCAGGUCAUUGACUUGCAGACUGUGAUUCAGUUCUUGGUUAUAUAUGCUGGAGUUCUGGCCAAUGUAUUUUUCGCUGUGACGGUGGGAACUGGUGUUUACUGGCUUCUUCUGUUCAAAGGUCAGCAAUACGUCUCUGUGCUACUGCCUCUACCCAGUGAUGAAAAAAACUUUAUAACUUAUGUAUCAUGUGCAUUUGUUUUGAAGGCCCUUCAGUUCUUGCACACUCUUAUCUCUCAGCUGACCAUUGAUAUUUUCUUCAUUGACUGGGAGAGACCCAAAAACAAAACCUUAAAAUCUGAAGGUGGUGCGAAGAGUGACCCUGCACCCGUCAGUAUCUGGAGAUCUUACUUCAUAGCAAAUGAGUGGAAUGAAAUUCAGACAGUGCGCAAAAUCAACCCCCUCUUUCAAGUUUUCAUUGUUCUCUUCUUUCUAAAGAUUGUUGGUUUUGAAAACCUGGCAUUACGGGAUUCAUCUUCCAGUCUCUCUAGAGAUUCGCAAGAUUAUAGAGCACCGUGGAGCUGUAUUCUGCGUUAUGGCGUGGCCUCUGCAUUGUGGCUUGGGUUUGGUUGUUUACAGAUUCUGUUUUUCUCUGGAAUUUAUGAAAGAUUUGUGGAAGACAAGAUCCGACAGUUUGUUGAUUUAUGUUCAAUGAGUAAUAUUUCAGUGUUCAUAUUGUCGCACAAGUGCUACGGAUACUAUAUUCACGGCCGCUCAGUCCAUGGGCAUUCUGACACCAACAUGGAGGAGAUGAACAUGAAUUUAAAGAGAGAAGCAGAGAACAUGUGUAGUCAGAGAGGGCUACAACCAAACUCUGAUAUUCAGACUUUUCAGAUGUCUAUUUCUGGCAGAGUCCGAAACCAGUUUGACCGGAUACAUGACAACUUAACAAAGAACCAUGGACCUUCUCGGUUUUUACAGAACUCACCAACCGCAUCUGAACAGAGCACAAAGGCUUACCACACCAUGAAUAAAUUCCUCAGUGCCUUCUUUGACCAUGCCUUUCAAGACAUGGACUACUUUGUGAAAGACAAGCUGCUUCUGGAGCGAGUGCUCAGCAUGGAGUUUAUGGAACCAAUGGACAGGUCUCCUCUCCCCACAGAUGAAAAUCAUUCCUUCAGUGAUGUUCUCUUCUACGGUCAUGAAUCAAUUCUGCUAAUUUUCGAUACUCUGUUUUUCUGCAUUGUUGAUAUCAUGUCACAAAACUUUGUUCUGGCUGCAGUCAUCACUUACUUGCAGCAAGAGGGUUUCCGGCACAUCCGUGGAGCUAUGGGGCAGAAGAAUCUGGCAUCCAAGACUCUAAUAGAUGAAAGAUUUCUGAUAUGAGACUGCAUUUAUUUACUACCUGGUGAUGUGUUUUGACUGUUUUGUAAAUGUUACUUUUUUUAUUUUACU
Messenger RNA from Nanorana parkeri, 3055 nucleotides. It is a transcript of the gene TMEM67, whose product is annotated as transmembrane protein 67. Gene Ontology annotation, cellular component: ciliary transition zone; MKS complex. Bases 35 to 2986 code for a protein of 983 amino acids. The transcript is spliced from 29 exons. The record is from RefSeq and is a predicted model, not a curated record. Lineage: Eukaryota; Metazoa; Chordata; Amphibia; Anura; Dicroglossidae. Gene Ontology annotation, biological process: cilium assembly.